Fusarium sp. VM40 is the source of this 1110-nucleotide messenger RNA. Lineage: Eukaryota; Fungi; Ascomycota; Sordariomycetes; Hypocreales; Nectriaceae. The record is from the annotation of a GenBank genome assembly.
AUGGGUCUUCGUGUGCAGAAAUCUCCAAACUCUCAACAGCAUCUUCAUCUCAGCCACUUGGAAUCCCACAUCAAGAUGCCUCGCUCAUUAUCCGCCGUCUCCUCGCUAGAGAUCCGCGAUCUGAACCGCGAUCAGGUCCGCUUCUACCAUCCAGGCUAUCUCAAGCCGUUGAAUCUGCUCUUCUGCUUGCCACGCGUCGACUACAGUCCCGCAGAGGGGACGUGGGGAGUACACUACUUGACUGCCCUCACAGCAUGCCAGAUCAUCGCCAACAAUGCAUUCGGGAAGGGAAAACUAGCGCGAGAUGAAAAGGGAAAGGAUAUAGUAUCCGGCGACGAGAAGAUUCUGCUCCAGCGAGACUACUGGUUCUUCGUUGAGGGUGAUGAACGAUAUCCAGUUGUGCCAAGCUUCAAAGACUGGCAGUUUCCCCAUGACAAGUUACCUGAGUGGUGGGUCUCACCGUCAUCCGCCACAACACUUCACAGCAAGCGAUGCGCCGUCACAAAUACCAGCUACGCCUUCACAUGGGCGCAUCUGAUUCCCAGAGAAGAGCAGCAGUGGUUUAGCAAGAACGGCAUGGGCCUUUACGGCGGAGGAUCACACACCAUCGAUGACCCACACAACAUCCUACCACUCAAAGCAGAUCUCUAUGUGUGCUUCGACCAAAGCGUGUUUGCUCUUAUACCAAAGGUCAGCGGCUCAUCCAACGGCGUCGAGGCAAGCAGCCAGUAUGUGCUGCACGUACUCGACGGCCGAGAAGCAGAAUUCACAGCCCUGUAUCAAAACCGCCCCGUGGAGACGCUGGUAGAAGGUAGCAGGGAGUAUCUCUUCGCUCGUUUCGCCUGGUCCAUCUUUUCCUUCCUCAAGCCCUUCCUGACAUCCGGUGUCGGACGCCGAGUCGUCAGAUUCCGCCUCCGAGCUGCUGACGAAGAAGAUGAGGAGGAGCAUCUUGUGUCUGAGAUGCAGAAUGUCUUUCUCGAUUCUAGGAAGCUAGACUCCUUGUAUGGAGGCGGACCGAGAAAGAGAGCUGUUUCGUUGGAGAGUUCUUAUGUUGAUGUUGAGGAUGAGUGGGAUGAUGAGCACCCAGGACGAACUGAGAUGGAAGGAUGA